CUUCCAAACCUCCGAUUCAAUCUUAUUAAAUCUGCAACAUAUUAUGUGCAGAUCAUCCUUAACAAUUAUCAAAACUUUAACACAUUCUUGAAAAAAUAUUUUAGAUUUUAUAUUAUAAUGGCUGAAGAAAAUGCAGCAACAGGAAGAAAAAGAAUGGUAAGAAUAGAAUCAGGGGCAGCAAGAGGUUUCAAGAGCCUACAUUUUCUUGAUACUACAAAAUGCAAGGAAGGUGAUGCUUGGAAAAGUGUAGAGAAAAGAUUCCAUCAAAAUGCUGUUAAUGGCAUUCUUUUUAGAGACAAAUUUGGACCCUCUAUAGGUAUGGAAAGCAAGGAAUUUGCUGAGGAAUUAUUUGAUACAAUGGCAAGGAGAAAGAAGAUCAAUGCAGAAAAAGGGAUCACAAUUGAAGAACUUAGAGAAUUUUGGGAAGAUGUAUCAACUCAGUGCCCUGAUACAAGGCUUCAUAUUUUCUUUGACAUGUGCGACAAGAAUGGUGAUGGGAAACUAUCAGAAGAAGAGGUCAAGGAGGUUCUAGUGAUGAGCGCUGCAGCCAACAAAUUGACAAACUUCAAGAAACAUGCACCAACAUAUGCAUCUUUAAUCAUGGAAGAGUUUGACCCUGACCAUUUAGGAUAUAUUGAGAUAUGGCAACUUGAAUCUCUACUAAGAGGAAUGGUUGGAUCAAAAGAUGAGAAGAAGAACUUGAAGAGAUCACAAACACUAGCAAAAACCAUGAUCCCUAGACGAUAUAGAACUCCAGUGAGCAAAUUUUUAACCAAAACCUUAGAGAAGAUACACGAUAACUGGAAAAGAAUUUGGCUCGUAACGUUGUGGUUGUCCAUUAACCUGAUAUUAUUCAUAUGGAAGAUUCAACAAUUUAAGGGGAGAGCAGCCUUCAAGAUUAUGGGAUAUUGUGUUUGCAUAGCUAAAGCUGCAGGGGAGACUCUUAAGUUCAAUAUGGCUCUUAUUCUCCUUCCAGUAUGCAGAAGAACUCUUACUCAACUCAGAGAAUCUUUCCUUGGUUCUAUUAUACCUUUUGAUGAUAACAUCAAUUUCCACAAAAUGAUUGCCUUAGGAAUUACUGUAGGGACCUUUAUUCAUGUCUUGUUUCACACAAGUUGCAACUUUGUGAAGUUAGUGAACUGCCCACAAAGUAAAUUUAUGACAGUUCUCGGAAGCAAUUUUGACUACCAUCAACCAACUUACAUGGAUCUGGUAGCAUCUGUUCCAGGCGUAACGGGGAUACUAAUGACCCUUUUCAUGCUUUUCUCCUUCACACUGGCAACACAUUCGUUCCGAAGGAAUGUCAUCAAACUGCCAUGGUCAUUUCAUCAUUUGGCAGGAUUUAAUGCAUUUUGGUACGCGCAUCAUCUGCUGGUACUCGUUUACGUGCUCUUGAUCCUCCACGGAUACUUCAUAUUCCUUACCAAAGAAUGGUACAAAAAGACGACAUGGAUGUAUCUUGCAGCACCGGUACUUCUAUAUGCUACAGAAAGAGUUCUUAUCGUCAAUGAGAACCGCUACCAUGUGAACAUCCGAAAGGCUGUUAUAUAUACGGGGAAUGUACUAGCACUAUAUAUGAGUAAACCUCCAGGAUUCAAGUACAAGAGCGGAAUGUACCUGUUCGUUAAAUGUCCGAAUAUAUCAAACUUUGAAUGGCAUCCGUUCUCAAUCACUUCCGCACCAGACGACGACUAUUUAAGUAUUCAUAUACGUACGUUAGGAGACUGGACUACAGAGCUUAGAACCAGAUUUCAAAAGGCUUGUCAAGCUACACAAUCAAGGACGAGAAGUCUUAUUAGAAUGGAAACUAAAGCGUUUAGCCCAAAUGAUGCAGAACAAUCUCAAGCCGAAUUUCCAAAGAUCAUUAUCAAAGGGCCUUAUGGUGCACCAGCUCAGAACUACAAGAAGUAUGAUAUCCUUCUACUAGUUGGCUUAGGAAUUGGAGCUACCCCAUUUAUCAGCAUUAUAAAGGACAUACUAAACCAGCAAUCUGGAUAUGUAAGAGCUUGUUCAUAUAGCAAUAUUUUGUUAAUAAUAAGAAAAUAUAACUUAAUCCAACAACUGCAGAAUCAGCAAGAUGAUGAAUCAUCCAGCAAGAAAGGUCCUCAAAGAGCAUAUUUCUAUUGGGUGACACGAGAACAAGGAUCAUUCGACUGGUUCAAGGGAGUGAUGGAUGACAUUGCUGAACACGAUGAAAAUGAAGUGAUAGAAAUGCACAACUACUUAACUAGUGUUUAUGAAGAAGGAGACGCUCGAUCAGCACUAAUCGCAAUGGUGCAGUCACUGCAACAUGCUAAAAAUGGAGUUGAUGUUGUCUCAGAAAGCCGGAUAAGAACACAUUUCGCUAGACCAAAUUGGAAAAGGGUGUUCACUCAAUUGGCAGCUUCCCAUCCAUCAUCUCGCAUUGGUGUUUUCUACUGUGGAAGUCCCACACUUACCAAACCACUCAGAAAGCUGUGUCAAGAAUUUAGCUUAAAUUCAUCCACCCGCUUCAACUUCCACAAAGAGAACUUCUAGAGUAGAGGUUUCACAUCUUGAGAGUUCAAUACGUACAAUAUUAGUAUAUUUGCAGUAAACUUGUAUUAAUGUAUACUAGCUAGCUGUAAAAGUUAAGUUUGAUAGAGGACUUUGAUUUGCUUCAAUAUCUACAUUCAGUCUCAAGUCUUUAUGUAUCCCUCCACUAAGCAUCAGGUGAUA
This is a messenger RNA of Lycium ferocissimum, 2697 nucleotides long. Its product is annotated as putative respiratory burst oxidase homolog protein H. The transcript has 13 exons. Gene Ontology annotation, molecular function: NAD(P)H oxidase H2O2-forming activity; calcium ion binding; peroxidase activity. The record is from RefSeq and is a predicted model, not a curated record. The coding region runs from base 118 to 2517 and encodes 799 amino acids. Gene Ontology annotation, cellular component: plasma membrane. Lineage: Eukaryota; Viridiplantae; Streptophyta; Magnoliopsida; Solanales; Solanaceae.